AUGAGUCUCAUCAGCACACCAGAGAGGAUGGAACUGAAUUUUUAUCUGGCCUCCAAAGAGACUCUUAGGCCAGUCGUCCGUGCGUUCAUGAACCAGCUGACGGCAGAAAACUGGCAGAGACUGGAGACUGGGCGUCUUGACCCAGAGACAAGUACUCGCGUGACAGCUUUGUGUGUAAAUGUUAUUGAAAUUUUGGCUCAAAGUCUGCAUGAGUCUCUCAACAGAAGACUUGAAAAACAGAAAGACUGGUCACCAGGAUCUGCUAAAUCUGUGUGUAAGGAGGACGUGCGCGAAUGUUUGGGGAACAUGGGUGAAGUCAUCGCACAGACUGUGGCAGAGGUACAGGGUGUAGGAGACAUCCACUACCCUAAGAGCGGGCGGGUGACAGAGCUCAUGGUCACAGCAGUCACAGAGAGAGUCAACUCCAGGCUGUCUAAAACAAGUGAUAGUGACGACUCGGAGGAGCACAAGACUUCCCCCACUAUUCUAAUCAAACUGAGGGGACACUUCAAGAGGAUUCUCAAAAACUGCUACGAAAGGAUGAAGACAAUGUUGCACCGAGUCAAAUCAACCUGCACUGUGCAGGAGAAGGAAGAGGUGGUGGUACCCACUCAGACCUCUGUAACUUCUCUGCAAGAAGAGAAACCAGGCAGGGCCGAGUCUACGGUCAACAAAUCCCCGACUAUUUUUCAUGUGACCAAAGAAAUCCUGGAGCAACAACUGGAAGAGAUUGUUCAUGAUGCUCAGAGUUACUCCACAGAGGAAGAAGAUAGCCUGCUUCUUUCUCAAACCAGCAAGGACUACGAGUUAUCAGAGUUAUCAUCUCAGAUUGUUGAAAAUUUUACAGAGGAUGUUCCACAGGACCUGGCUGGAUGUCACACAGAAGAUCUCUUAGGAUACCGCAGGAGAAAAGUCAUCAGGCAGAUGAGGACUGUCUUUGUCCAAACAUUUGCUCGAGGGUCAAUCCUGAGCAUGAUGUCUAAAUUCAGACGCAAGCCGGCCUCCCGUAAAGAACAGGAAGCUGUGAAAUUAGUCAAUUCACAGCUGAUUAAGAGUGUGGAUGAUCUUUUAACAGAGUUCAUUACAACAAACAAUCAGGUACCAAGUCGUGGGUCAUUAGAGGAUUGCCCCUUUGAGAAAUUAGCCAGCAUCUUUUCCGGUGACGAGCUGGAAAGUUUUGCUGAAAAGCUGAGUGACACAUUGGCCAGUCACUUGACACCACCAAAAGUCCAAGAAAAAACACACCGAGAAGAGAUUCGUGCUGGAGUAGACAAGAUCCUUAAAGAGACGAGGAAGUGGCUAAAGAAGCAGAGCCGACUGCGCAAGAUUAGGAAGGACUGUGUGAGCAUGACUCUCAAGAAGUUCAGGAGAUUUGUGCAGAAUAACCAGUCAGAUCUCAGUCCCCCCAAAACUGGAGCUGAGGAUCAGACCUGCCCCACACCUGUGCGAGAGGAGGUUCAAAGCUUCACAGCUGAGAAGGAAAAGGAAGAGGCCUGCUCAGAUGAGGAGGAGGAAGAAGAGGUCUACACAGCUGAGGAGCAAGUAGAACAGGCUCAGGUGGCAAAACCAUCUGGUCAAAACACUGAAUCUGUUCUAAAGAAGUGGGACCCACUGAUUUGCCAAAUCAUUGUGAAGAUGUUCUUACGCAAAGUCAUGAAAAAUUUCUUCCCCGAUCAGACCUACAAAUCAGCUGAAGCCAGACUGACAGACAUGCUGUAUGAAAAGAUGAGUGGUACUUCUGUUCAUGUGGAUUUGAGCCUGAAAAGCAUCAAAAAGAAAUGCAAAGCUGUGUACAAAGAAGUGCUCAAAAAUGUUGAUGCUUCAGUUCUUUGGUUAAAUCUCUUGGAAGAGGAUCAACCACUCCUUGAGGCUGUGGCUGAGGCUCUAAUGAAGCAUUUUUCAUCAGAAAGACCCAGCUCCAUCCAAAAGUUCUUCAGAUGUCUUCUCCGGACUUUCACUUCAGCUUGGACCCCCUGGGCUUCCCGCCUAACUGCAGCUUGUCGCGCAUGA
This is a messenger RNA of Xyrichtys novacula (pearly razorfish), 2010 nucleotides long. NCBI's taxonomy places the organism in Eukaryota, Metazoa, Chordata, Actinopteri, Labriformes, Labridae. The record is from the annotation of a GenBank genome assembly.